CCGCGGCGCCAACAUGGCGGCGCCCAGCGAGGGCCGUGCGGGCCGGGGGUCCUCGCCCUUCCCGGGCACCGACAGCGGCUCCUUCCCCUUCCCUUUCCCCGUCCCGCACGGCGCGGCGGGAGAGCCACCCAAGAAGCCAUGCCGAGCCUGCACGGAUUUCAAGAGCUGGCUCCGCGAGCAGAGGAAGCAGGCGGCCCCGGGCAGCGCGGACGUGGCGGUCACGGAGGAGAAGGAGCCCCCUCCGGACUGUCCCCUGGACAGCGAGCAGCUGGGCCGCAGCACCUGGGCCUUCCUGCACACCAUGGCUGCCUACUACCCUGAGCGGCCCUCCGGGGCACAGCAGAAGGAAAUGAGGGACUUCAUCAACCUCUUCUCCAAGUUCUACCCCUGUGAGCACUGCGCAGAGGACCUGAGGGAGAGAUUACGGACAAACCAACCCGAUACGAGCACCAGGAGUAACUUCUCCCAGUGGCUGUGUCUCCUCCACAACGAAGUGAACAGGAAGCUGGGGAAGUCGGAAUUUGACUGCUCCCGUGUGGAUGAGCGCUGGAGGGAUGGCUGGAAGGAUGGGAGCUGUGAUUAACCCGCAGGGAUUGCUCUGGGAAUCCAGCAGAGCAGUUCAGUCCAUGUGGAGUUGCUGCAGGGACAGUGGGAGACAGUAACUCUGUUUGUGUGGGACUGAUUCAGAGCUGAACCAAUGCCAAAGGGAGAAUUGAAAAUCCUAUCCCAAUGAUAUUUUGAUAAGUGGUAGCAGUAAUGGUACCUGAGGGGUUGAGGCUGCCAGAAACCUCUCAGAUUGGGUCACUGACAAACUCAUUUCAUUAUGACAUUUCCUGAUUUUGGGGGCAUUUGCUUAUUUUUGUGGCUAGAAUUGAUUUGCCCUGAACACAGUGGUGUUCUCCACAGGUAUUGCCUGAUGUUUUAGAAAAUGCAUCUGAUUAAUUGUCAUUUUAAUUUCUGAUAGAGAAAAGUCAUGCUGGGUUUUGUGCCAAGUCUGUAACCCUGGAUUUCUCUUUCCAGGAUCUCCAAGAUUUGUUGUUAAUCUUGCAUCCAAUUCCUUUGAUAAAAAUCCUGAGGGCAGGUACAUUUAAUUUAAAACACUAAAAUCAUGGAGCCCAGAUUUCUCACUUGGGUUUUGUGUUUCAACUUACCAUGUCAGAGGACAAAACACAGUCAAAAUCAUUUCAACUUCUUUACGUAGGUUGUGAUCUCAUCCCUUCCUGCACUCCUGGCUGGGAGAAGUUUGCACAAACCCUGACAACAGCAGGUUCUUUUUUCCUUCCCUGCUUCCUGCUGAGGUUCUCUUGCAUGUUUUAUUGAGCUUCCUUAUGUCAUGCCCCUCAGCACACCUGUGAAUUUACCCUUGGGGUUUUUUUGCAGGUUUUGACUGGAAAUAGCAAUGGUAUUUCUUAUCUGAGACCCAGUGCCUGGGGCUCCUUAGUGGUUGGAGAGCCAGUAACACCUUUGGAGAUACAUUUUAAUAUUUUAUGGCACAGUCAAGUCCUUUAAAGUUGAGUCUGUAAAAUGAAUAUGAGACUUUUAUGGAUUUUUAUGAUUUCUGAACUUACGUCGUAACAUUUCUAAGCACAAACCCGAGUGAGCUGAUAAUGAGUGUGAUUCAAGGUGUCAUUCAGGCUAUUAAAAGUGCUCAGAAAAUUUCCCUAUCACCAUGUUGAGGUUCUUAGAACAAAUAAAUCCCAGCUCUUGGGUUUUUUAUCUUUUGGUAAUAAAGUCAGCCCCCAAAAUAAAGCCCAGUGGGAUCCACUGGAGGGGAGAAGAGCAACAAAAGGGCUGCAUUCCUCCCUUUCAGCAGGCAGGACCCAACUGACUCAGUUCUGUCAGGACACUUUUAGCAGCUGGGGGUGUGGGCACCAAUCCUUCUGGGUUUGGUUGUGCUAAAGCAGGGAUUUUGUGUUCUUCCAUUCCAAUCUGCCCUCAACUGUUCUCUGUGACAAUUUCCUCGCCCACGGAGCAGAUGAUGAGAUUUCUGUCUCAUUUGUUUCAGCGUAAAUGAGCAGGUUGGUGAAGCAUCUGUCCCAUCCUUUGUCACCUCCAUCUAGCAGGGGCCCAGGCUGGGGAGUUGCACUGUCCUGGGAUCCUGGGAUGUGCCAGCCAGGGUCAGGGACCAGCAGGGACACGGGAGCCUCCCAUCACAGCUGUCCACUCCCUGAGUGCAGAGAGGGAAGUGAGGGUGUAUCCAACACAUCCUGGUCACUCUGUGUGCUUCAGGGAGCUGCUGGUGGAGUGCAGGAGGAAAAGCCUGUCCUGUCCUGGCAGGGCUUGGGAAGAGCCUUCAAGCUGAGACUGUCUCUUUAGCAAAUCCUGCCUAAAAAUGAGGCCACCAGCUGUGGCCAGGAUGCUUUUAGGGCAGUUUCUAUCUUUGCCAAGUGGCUAUUUGAUAAAAUCUAUGCUUGCACUCUGUUCUCUCAUGUUUUAGGCUUGGCAGAAGAGCUCUGAUGUAGUUGUUUCUCAGGCAUAUCCUCACCUCUGUGGACUUGACCAUGUGAGGAGUGGGGGAAUUUGUUCUGCUGCUCAUUUGUACCACAAGUUUUAGUCUUGGGUAAGGAAUUUCCAUUGGAGGUCCUCAUACUCCUGUACAGAAAAUUGUGAAUUCUCUACUAACUGCACUUGAUUAAAUCUAGUCUUAAAAAUCUCUGUAUUCAAAUUAUAUUUCUUGUUGAUGUAAAAAUAAUAAAGCAAUUGAGUUCA
Parus major (Great Tit) is the source of this 2709-nucleotide messenger RNA. It is a transcript of the gene GFER, whose product is annotated as growth factor, augmenter of liver regeneration. The record is from RefSeq and is a predicted model, not a curated record. The coding region runs from base 14 to 583 and encodes 189 amino acids. Gene Ontology annotation, cellular component: mitochondrion. Lineage: Eukaryota; Metazoa; Chordata; Aves; Passeriformes; Paridae. Gene Ontology annotation, molecular function: flavin-dependent sulfhydryl oxidase activity; flavin adenine dinucleotide binding. The transcript is spliced from 3 exons. Gene Ontology annotation, biological process: liver development.